This is a messenger RNA of Actinia tenebrosa (Australian red waratah sea anemone), 1372 nucleotides long. RefSeq lists its product as uncharacterized. NCBI's taxonomy places the organism in Eukaryota, Metazoa, Cnidaria, Anthozoa, Actiniaria, Actiniidae. The record is from RefSeq and is a predicted model, not a curated record.
AUGGCGCUCUGUGGAUUUUCGGCUCUUAUUGGAUAUAGUCCUUGCGGGACCAGUACAGACUAUCCAGAUCAAGUGCACUCUGUUGCUAUAUCUGACUGUCAAAAAGAUAUUUYCAGGCAUCUGGAAAUAUUUGGCAUUAGUGAAGAUUCGUCCCUGGAUAAUGAAAUGAUGUUAUUGUUGGCUCGUGCAGGUAUAUUCUCACCCGAUGAUUCUCACAAAGCAAUAACGAUAUGCCCAAAGCAUCGAGCUGAAUACGGAAUUCGGUGGCGAUGUCGCAAAGUUAGAUGUUCCGUACCACACCCCCUGGCUGCUCACAAAACUUCUACGGUAAAAGCCACGAGGCGAAUUAACACGAGACAAUCCUCAUUUAUUCUGGGUAAAACAGGAGAACUUAUUGCUGUUGGAUCACCAAUAUGUAAGACGUGCAGCGCAUAUAUAAAAAGCAUUGCAGAAGAACCAGAAGAACAAGAUGCAUCCGUUAUUGAAUCUGAACAAGACACUGUGGAAAUCACUCAGAAGAGGGAAAAAGAAACAGCUGAUGAGACUGGACUUAUAGAGUCCCUCAAUAAACUGCAGAUUGAAGAAGUUACUAUUUUCAGUACGGAUACUGCGAGUACUGCGUCCACGCGAAGUGACGAAGCUACCUCUGCCAUCAAAGCUUCAGACGAGACCUUUCUGAGCCCGGAUACUGCGAGUACUAGUGCUUCCUCGUAUAGUGAUGAAGUGCGAAGCCAACCACUUCAACAACUGAACAAGUUUUUAGUAGCUUCAAAGAUUCCACCCCUUCAAAGACGAUGGUUAGACUGGAAUGAGAUCAGUGAAGUGACCAAACAACGCWAUACAAAGAGGAGCGCUGAGAUUGUAGCUGCUGUGCUCCAAACUGUUUCUCCUGACAACGCUGGACACCUCUGGCAAGCUCUGAUAUCAUCCAGCACGACUAGUAAGCUCCUUGGUACUGAUGAGCUAACAAAGGUAGACCACCGCUACCUAGAGGCCCUUGCAGAAACCUACAAUAAUGCGUCUAGCUGGGAUACCCGCCGACAAAUCCUCUCAAUAAUGGCUGGUUUAGCGAGCUCCAGUGUAACAAAUUCAUAUAUUCCUGGUCUUACCAAGUACCGUCCGUUACACUUCAGCAAACUUACAUCGUCUUCAGCUUGGUAGAGGUGUACCAGUUCCUGUUCAAAAAGCAUCACGUAUCAAAGUAGAUCCAAAGCAGCUCAGUCAUUUCUUAUCCUUUAUUACUAGUCCGCAUUUGGUCCAAGACCUCCCUUAUGGCCAAAAACAUCUUACUCUUUCCUCUGGUCAAGUCCUAGAAGUGCCUAAUGUGAUACGCACUAUGAUACCUCGUCGAAUUGUGCUACAGUAUGUUCGA